Odocoileus virginianus texanus is the source of this 5013-nucleotide messenger RNA. NCBI's taxonomy places the organism in Eukaryota, Metazoa, Chordata, Mammalia, Artiodactyla, Cervidae. The record is from RefSeq and is a predicted model, not a curated record.
GCUUUCUGCCAUGAGGGUGGUGUCAUCUGCAUAUCCAAGGUUAUUGAUAUUUCUCCUGGCAAUCUUGAUUCCAACAUGUGCUUCAUCCAUAUCAGUACUUUGUAGCUAUUCUGGGCUGAAUAGUUCCAUUGUAAAGAUAUACCACAUUUGGUUUAUUCAUCAGUUGGUGGAUGUUUGGGUUGUUUCCACUUUUUGACUGAAUGGAAUGAUGCUGCUUUGAACAUUUGUGUACAAGUUUUUGUGUAUACAUGUUUUCAGUUCUCCUUGGUAUAUACCUAAGAUGGAAUUGCUAGGUUAUAUGGCAGCUCUGUGUUUAACAUUUUGAUUAAACUGCCAAACUGUUUUUUCUGAAGCAGCUGUAUCAUGUUAUAUAGUUUUUAAUGUUAUUUAAGACUCUUGGAAGAAAUGAGGAAAAAGUUUAUGAAAAUGUUAACCUAAGAGUGUUAGUACUCAUGAGAGCCAUUCUGGCAAACCAGAUGAAAGUCUCAAUUGUCUCAUUUGCUUUACAGAAUGAAAAAUUAAGAUAUAAACCCACAUCAUAGAAGCAGUGUCAUUUUUUAUACUCUCUUAUUCCUUCACCCACCCACUUAUCUUAAAAGUUUGGAAUAUACUUGGAAUUGAUGUUGUUUACUUUCACAUAAAGAAUAUGUGACUAAAAGUGACAUAUUAAGUUUCCUGCUUUGCUUUUCCUUAGUGAGUUUCAUAUUUUAUUAUACAGUUUACUAAAGCAGAGAAACUGAGCAUUGUUCUUUCUGCAGAAAACAUUCUUAAUCAAAAUUCAAAGUAAAAAAAUAAAAUUCAAAGUAGAUUUGAAUUCUGUUUAAAUUUUCUUGCAUAUAAAAAUAUUUUUCAAAAAUAUCACAUAAAGACCUCACUUAUUUGUGUUCAUGUAAUGGGUAGUUUAGGAGUGCUUUUGUCUUCUCUGCUGAUGAUGCUACCCUUCCUUGUCUUUUGUUCUCACUGGUCAUUAUUAGCUAUUCGAACAAACUUCACAUUUGUUCUAACAAAGAUUUAUACAGCCUUCAUAAAUUUCCAUGAAAUGAAAUUAUUAUAAAGAAAUAAAGUAUUUUUGUUUCAAUAGACUUUCAAAGCAGAAAGGACACUCAAGAGAAACAAUACUUAUGGAGUAAUUUCUAAUAUUAGAUCACAUAAGUGCUUUUCAUGCCUUUCUCAUUUAAGGUGACAAUCCAUGUGAAUUUUAUAUUUGAAAGAAGAAAUGUGAUUAUCAGUCAUUUCAUAAAGCUUGAUAUAAACCCUGGCACUCUAGGAUAAAUUGAUCCUUAUUCCUUUUAAGGAUGUAUGAUAGAGAUUGAGUCAUAUUCUUUGAGUAAUGAAAAAUUAAGGAAUUUCUUUUUUAGGUAAACUAUAAGUCAGCUUUGCAAUGUGGACAUCGAAUACAUUGUUUACUAAAUUCUAUAAUUUUAACUGGUAAUUUUCAGUUGUUUUCCAGUUAUUUUGUUUUUAAUAUAAUUUAUGUUAUUUCAUUGGGUGAUUUUAUCUACUUCAUUUCUGGAAUGCCUGAGUAAAGAACUAGAUAAAUAUUGGGUUUUAAUCAGGAUUUUUUUCUGAAAAUUGAGGCUUUUAAUACAUUUUUAAUAUAUUUUUUUUGGUCUGUCGUAUUAAUUUUUCAGUUGAUAACUUUCAUUACUGACUAGAAGCAGUACAGAAAAUGCUUUCUACCACCCUGUAACGUAAAUUUUAGAUUAAAAAAUUUACCUCAAAAAAAUAAAAAGUAAUUUACUGUAUGAUUCAGCAAUCCUACUUUUGGGAAUAUAUUCUAAAGAAGUGAAAUCACUAUCUUGAAGACAUAUCUGCAUCCCUAUGUUCAUUGUCGUGUUCUUUACCGUAGCCAAGACAUGGAAACAGUGUAGGUGUUCCAUCCUUGGCUGAAUGGAUCAAGAAAAUGUGAAACUAUGAGUGGAGGAUCUCAAGUUCACAUUUUUUGGGGUGCUCCAGUCAGUCCACUGGAAAUGACAGUCUCACAGGAGCCAACCUCUUUAGCACCCACUACUGAGACCUGGAAAGAAAUUCAGGUUUUGUAUAAUCACCAUUCCUUAUACCUGAAGGAUAAAAAAUGCAGGCACAAAAAUCUCGAGGACCGUCAGGCCCUGGAACCUCUGGGUCUUCCAGAUCUUCCUCAUGGUCAUACUCCAGCAAACUCUGUGAACAGAUCUGUUUACAUGAAAGAUGACUCCACACGUUGCAUUUCUGAAACACAAACUGUAAAUUCCCAGAAGAGUUACCUCUUGGGAAUGAGUGAUAGAACCAACUCCAGUGAGCAAAUAUGUGGAUUUAAGGGAGGAAUUCAGCAUUUUACUGAAGAAGAGAAGUAUCAAAAUCUUUCCAGUGAAUUUAAGAAAACCACAAGUGAACAGCAUGAUCAAUCAAACAUAUGUGGUCAGAACAUUCCAAAAAAUUCCUUUCAUUUAGAUCAUAAGUGUGCAGCUAUACUGGAUGUGGUCUGUGGUACUGAACAGACUAAUACUCCAGAAGCUAUCAAAAUAAACCGUGCACCAACAGAGCAUCAUGAAAUACAGAACCGGUGUCUGGAGUUCUUCCCCUCUAACACAGUAGACAAACCUAGACCUGAAGGACUUAAAAUAUCCACUGAUGCUGAAUUUCUUAGUAUAAUGACCUCCAGCCAGGUUGCUUUUUUAGCUCAAAGGAAAUAUAAAGGGCAGAAUUCUAUAAAUAAAGGGACCAUAAACAUGGAGAUUGAACCAGAAGCAAGUUAUGGGGAAAUAAGAAUAACUGAGGAUAAUUUGAUUCAGUCCAAAGAUGAUUCUGCAGAAGGAUAUGAAGAUGGACAGAACCAAGCCUGUUCCGUUGAACUUUUUAGUCCUGUUUGUCCUGAAACAAAAAGUUGCUACACUCUCUUAAAUGCUGAUAAAGAUCUUGAAGAAAACAUAGGAUCUCAAGAACUUUUCAAUUUUGAUGAUAACUUUCAACCAAAUGAGAUAUGCAUUGAGUCAUGUAACUCAGGAAUACUGUGUUCUCAACUAAAUACCUUCCACAAAAGUUCUGGUAAGAGAAGUUGGACCUCUGAAGAGAAAUCAGGCCACCCUCAGGCUCUGUCUAAAGUCCCCCAUGUAGCUAAGAAAAUUAAGUUGUUUUCUAAUGAGAUAGAUCAUACUAUAACGGUGGACCAGAGGAACAUGUCUGGAUUUAAGGGCAUUAAAAAAACCUCAUUAAUAAAAAACUGUGAUUCUGAACGUCAGAAAUACAAUUGCUUAGUCAUGGUAUUAUCUCCAUGUCACAUGAAAGAAAUAAAUAUAAAAUCUGGACCAAAUUCUGGCUCUAAAGUGCCUUUAGCAACAAUUGUGGUAACUGACCAAUCAGAAAUUAAGAAGAAGGUGUUUCUGUGGAGGACUGCAGCAUUCUGGGCACUUACUGUGUUUCUUGGAGAUAUAAUUUUACUCACAGAUGUCACUAUCCAUGAGGAUCACUGGGUUGGUGAGACAGUACUGCAAUCAACAUUCACCAGUCAAUUAUUAAAUCUUGGGAGUUACUCAUCUGUCCAGCCCGAAGAAUAUUCCAGUAUGAUUAGUAAUGUUGUACUUCAAGACUUACUGGCAUAUGUAUCUUCAAAACAUUCCUAUCUCAGAGAUCUUCCUCAGAGGCAUCCUCAGAAAAUGAGCAGUAUAGAAUUUAUAGAAUUGGAGCAGCUUCAGCCAGACAUACUAGUCCAUGCAAUUCUAAGAGUUGUUGAUAUCUCUGUACUGACAGAGGCGUUAUACAGUUAUAGAGGACAGAAGCAAAGGAAAGUUAUGUUAACAGUGGAACAGACCCAAGGUCAACAUUAUGUGCUUGUAUUAUGGGGUCCUGGAGCAGCCUGGUACCCUCAACUUCAAAGGAAAAAAGAUUAUAUUUGGGAAUUUAAGUAUCUUUUUGUUCAGCGCAAUUGCAUCCUGGAGAACCUAGAAUUGCAUACAACACCAUGGUCAUCCUGUGAGUGCCUGUUUGAUGAUGAUAUAAGGGCAAUUACAUUUAAAGCAAAAUUUCAAAAAAACAUACCCUCCUUUGUGAAGAUGUCAGAUUUAGCAACACACCUAGAGGAAAAGCAUUCAGGAGUGAUUCUAAUCAAAGCCCAGAUUUUAGAGCUAGUGUUUCCCAUUACAGCAGUUCAGAAAAUAGCUCUAAAUGCUCGCAGUUCUCUGAAGAGUAUUUUUUCUUCUCUUCCCAAUAUUACAUACACUGGCUGUGCAAAAUGUGGAUUGGAACUACAAACAGAUGAGAACAAGAUCUACAAACAGUGUUUUAGCUGCUUGCCGUUUACUAUGAAGAAAAUGUACUAUAGGCCAGCUUUAAUGACCAUAGUUGAUGGAAAAUGUAAGGUCUGCAUCCAUGUAGGAUCAAAGCUGAUAGAGAAGAUUCUUCUCAACAUUUCUCCUGACUGGCUCAACAGAAUAAUAGCGCCCCCCUCUGAUGUCACCUACAGAAUGGUCGCCGCGGACCUGCUCCAUGCCUUGCUGGCGGGCAGCAGGGCACCCUGUGUCCUGAAGGUGCAGAGCCUCUUUGUGUUGGAUGAAAACAGCUACCCACUGCAACAGGACUUCUCCCUCCUGGACUUUUAUCUUGACGACUUGCAGCAUGCAUCCCAUGCCCUUCUCUGAGACCAGAGGAAGAACAUGCAGGCACUUCAAGGAAGAGCACUGAAAUGAUUUGUCUUUGGAAAUGAAAUGACAGGGCUUUUGCUCGGGGUGUUAAAAUAAGUAUGUUUUAUAAAGAGAAUUGUGCUAAAUGUAUUAAUUAAAACUUUUUUUCCCCUAAGAAAAUUCUGUGAAGUUUAUUGUUUGUUUAUUUUUUGGUCUUUCCCUUUCUUGCUUCUAGAGAAAUGAUCCAGCAAUGAGGCAACAUCCAGCAGUUCAUUAGGAUUAAGUCUCUCUCCGUUUAGUCCCUGCCCCAUUCCAGGCACUGUCCUAAGUACUGGGACAUGGACCUGAGGAAUUCUUUUCUGCUACGGUCACAAACUUAAUUUUUUUUCUUACUCCUUCAUUAAUAAACUGUAGACAU